UUAAAAAAAACCUUGUGCCAACCUGACUGACAUUUUCCUCAUAUUUUCUGCCAUUGUAAAAUGGACCCAGAUCGAGGGUGCUGAUUAAAAUUUAACUAUUUAUUCUUCUUUUACUCCAUAGUUUCUUAAAAUAACGCUUCAAGAUGAGUGUCUUCAAAUCAGCCAUGGGUUACUUUAGUUCUGGCGGUGCCAACGGUAGCAAUGAUAAUGACUUUGUGGGUCAAUUUGUUGAGAUUGGAAACAUGAAAUUGAGAGUAAAAAAGGUGAUUGCAGAGGGUGGCUUCGCAUUUGUGUUUGUUGCACAAGAUGUGUCUACUGGCACAGAAUACGCUCUAAAGAGGCUAAUGGCAGCUGAUGAGACGGCAAACAAAAAUAUAAUUCAAGAAAUUAGCAUUUUGAAAAAACUGUCUGGUCACCCUAAUGUAAUUAAGUAUAUAGCUGCCUCUUUUAUUGAUAAAUCAAAGACUUCUCAUGGCAUGGGGGAGUAUUUGCUACUGACUGACCUCUGUAGCGGGGGUAGCUUGAUGGAGGCCCUACAGAAUAGGGGCCAAGCGUUUCCCCUGCCAACGAUCCUGAGGGUGUUCUACCAGACAUGCAGAUCAGUUCAGCAUAUGCAUGCACAAGUCCCCCCGAUAGCUCACCGUGAUCUCAAACUAGAGAAUUUCCUAAUAUCUAAUGAAGGUACAAUAAAGCUAUGUGAUUUUGGUUCUGCCACUACUGAUGUGUAUGCCCCCAACCCCUCUUGGAGCGCAAAUCAAAGAAACAUGUUAGAAGAAAAUCUGGCUCAAUUCACAACGCCUAUGUAUAGAGCUCCCGAGAUGCUGGAUACUUGGGAUAACCGAAAAAUAGACCAUUCCGUUGAUGUAUGGGCCUUAGGAUGCAUCCUAUACACUCUUUGUUUUAUGCAGCAUCCAUUCGAGGACUCUGCUAAACUAGCCAUACUUAAUGGCAAUUAUAAUCUAAACCCCAACGAUCAACGCUAUAAAUGCUUUCAUGAAAUCAUAAGUGGAUGUCUGACUGUGAACCCGGAGGAACGCUUGACAAUAAACAAUGUGCUGGAGCGGUUGGCGGCCAUAGCGGAGUCCAACAACGUCAAUCUCAAGCAACCACUCAAAUUUGAGCGUAAAAAAGUUGAACAAUCUGUGGCCACUAGCUCGCCAGCCAGCAAAGAUCCUGUCUCCACAAGCCAGGAGAUUCCGAACUCUCGGCCUCCCGAGCCGACUCGGCCUCCGCCCCCCGCGCGCCCGCCUCCCGUUCCGCAGUACAACCCGCCCCCUCCUGUCCAAGGGAGCUCAGGGGGGCUAUUCUCGUCCAUCAAAGGGGGCGCUGGUAGCUUCCUGAAAAACUUGAAAGACACCUCCUCGAAGGUUAUGCAGACUGUUCAACAGUCAAUAGCUAGGACAGACUUGGACAUAACAUACAUUACUAGUCGAAUUAUUAUAAUGCCGUACCCAUCUGAAGGCUUAGAGAGCGCUUACAAGACUAAUCACAUCGAUGAUGUAAAGGCAUACCUAGAAAGCCGUCACCCAGGCGGCAAGUACUGUGUUUACAACGCGUGUCGCGGCGCGCGUCUCCAUUUCCCACGUCACGUGCUCGUGACGGACGCGUGUCGUGCGCUGUGGCCCACUCCUGCGCAUCGCGCGCCGCUUCUGGCCCAGUUCUAUGCGCUGCUGCAGCAUAUGUACCAGUAUUUGGGGAAGGACGACAAAAGCGCCGUGGUUAUUACCUGCCAGGACGGCAAGUCCAUGUCCUGCAUACUGCUCUGCGGACUGCUCCUAUAUUCCAAACUAGUGACGGUGCCUGAGGACGCGCUGCAAAUAUUCGCCGUGAAGCGAGCACCAAUCAAUAUCGCGCCGAGCCAGCUUAGAUAUCUUUAUUACCUCUCCAACAUUAUCAGGCAAGAACCGAAGCUCCCACAUUUCCGGCCUGUGACGCUGGUAUCUCUAACAAUCCACCCAGUGCCAUUAUUCACAAAGGCGAGAGACGGAUGCAGACCGUACGUAGAAAUCUACAACGAAGAUAGGCUUUUACUGUCCACCAUGCAAGACUACGAAAGGCUGCACACAUACACAAUGGCUGAAGGAAAGGUGACUCUGCCACUAGACACGACGGUGGUAGGUGACGUGGCGAUUUGCGUGUACCACGCGCGACAACAGCUAGGCCGAGCUCACGCCGUGGCCAUGCUCGAGCUACACUUCCAUACUGGCUUCCUGGAGCCCACGCAGCACGCCAUCAAGUUCCAACGAUCCGAGAUCGACGGCAUAGACGAGACGCUGCCAGUCAACGACCACUUCUCGGCUAAUACAUCGGCGAUCAUCAGCUUGGUGGUACAAAAUGGAGAGCGACGCAAGCCUCGUACAGACCUUUGGGAGGAUGACCACUCCUACCCAAUUCGCACGCCAGAUGUUCUGUUCUCGACUGAUCUGGAGAAAUACGAGACUAUUGAUAACUUCGUGACAGCGGAAAGCACGCCGCCCAAAGAAGCCGACAAGCAGCCUCCAGCCCGACCGGCGCCCCCCUCCCAACCACCUCAUAGGCCGCCGCCCCCCGUCCCUACCCCAGCCCCCGCUGACACCGCAGACUUCCUAAACCUGAACACGCAGCAACCUCAGCCAGAGAAGACGGAGAAGAAACUACCUAGUCAGGACUCGUUCGACUUCUUUGGGAUGAUGGAGAAGAAAGUAGAUGAAUUUGGGGACUUUUUGAGUGGGAAAGGGGGCGGGGAUACCGCUCCGGUAAGUCAAAUCAUAAAGUAAAUAACUAUUUUUAACAGCCCUUUG
Messenger RNA from Ostrinia furnacalis (Asian corn borer), 2780 nucleotides. RefSeq names its product cyclin-G-associated kinase-like. The coding region runs from base 144 to 2756 and encodes 870 amino acids. Gene Ontology annotation, biological process: positive regulation of Notch signaling pathway; regulation of clathrin-dependent endocytosis; protein phosphorylation. NCBI's taxonomy places the organism in Eukaryota, Metazoa, Arthropoda, Insecta, Lepidoptera, Crambidae. Gene Ontology annotation, cellular component: cytoplasm. The record is from RefSeq and is a predicted model, not a curated record. The transcript has 14 exons. Gene Ontology annotation, molecular function: AP-2 adaptor complex binding; ATP binding; protein serine/threonine kinase activity.